UCUGUUUCAUCUCAACACUCGCUCGUCCCUCACGCGGCAGAAUCUCUUCGCAUCAUCAUCAUCACCCGCCCCGUCUACUCGCGCUCCCGAGCAGCGGUGCACCGCUGUGGCGGAGUCCUUGACGGGGACGAGUACCAGGCUAAACCUGACAAACACUCAUGAAGGCAUCCUGAAUUUCGCCGGAAGGCGGCAACCAGGCUGGCUGCAGCUGAGCUUUUAAAGCUGUGUUGAGACAGAGGAAGAGAGAGAGAGAGAUCCAGCCGAAAAGAAGAAGAAGUGUAAAGGGUGACGGAUACUGACUCCAUGUCUUCGCCUUCACAUAAAAGAUCUGGUUCUGGAUCACGCAAUUUUGACUAUUGCAGGUUUAUAGAGCUAGACUACACACCCAUGGAGUCAGGCAUUAUGGUCUCUAUGAGACAGAGCAGAGGAUUUCUGACACCAAAGUCCCCGGAACGUCACUGUCGACGCAGUCCAGCACCUGUCAGUAACCGCGAUCCCUAUGGGAAUGCCUCUCACAGCAGCAGCAGCAAUUCAGGGUCAUGCAAGGGCAGUGAUGGAAGCCCAACCCAUAGGCGUCACUUAAAACACACCUCGUGCAAUGAUAACCACGGUAUCCGACCCCCUCCACCAGAGCAAUACCUAACCCCUCUGCAACAGAAAGAGGUGUGUAUCAGACACCUGAGAGCAAAACUCAAAGAGACCAUCGACAGACUGCAGGACAGGGACACUGAAAUCGAUGAGUUGCGUACUCAGCUGUCUCGUAUGCAGGAGGAUUGGAUCGAAGAAGAGUGCCAUCGUGUGGAGGCUCAGCUGGCUUUGAAAGAGGCUCGUAGGGAGAUCCAGCAGCUCAAACAGGUCGUCGAUGUUGUUCGAUCCAGUCUGGGAGACACCGACACAGGUGUGCAGCAGUGCUUCCAAGACAUCAACCUUCAGAACCACAAGCUGGAGACUUUAUUGCAGAACAUGGAGCUGGCUCAGAUCGGGACUGCCAAGGCAGGUGGAGGAUUGGUGGGGGCAGGGCUGGAGGUCAACGAGGGUCUGGCGGGGUCGUCCGAAGGCUCCCCAGCUCGCUCGUUAACCCGCAGCUCUACCUACACCAAGCUGAGCGACCAGGCCGGCCCAGAACAUUGCGGCAAUGAAAACGAGUGUGACGUUCCGUGUUUGUCAGGCGAGGGCACGCAAGACAGCGGGUUUGUUUGCUGCGGAGAGAGCGGAAGAGGAGCCAGCAAGGCGGACCUGCUCCUUGAGGCUGCUUUUCUGUCUCAAGAGACAGCCUCGCUGCUUGAGGCGUACUCCCGCCUGCCACACUCCUCCACCUAUGAGGGACUGUGCAACAGCGAGUCCAGAGUAGUGCCGCUCCGUUGCGGCGGGAUCGGGACAGGGCCCAGCAUCAGUGCAAGUCACCCCUGUCUAUCGCAUCAUCACCUAUACCUGCACCACCUGCGUGAGCAAGCUAUUCAAACCGACUACGACCACGCUCCUGCCUCAGCCCCUGCUCACGGACCCAGCACUUCUUUUAACUCCGAUCUGGACACUAUUGCCGAGCGCACCUUUCGUUCUCAGGCCUGCAGCCCGACCUCCACCUGGAUGUCUGAUGAGGGAGACGACCUGGAGUCGGUAGCCACAGAAACAGUUGCCAUGGCAUCAAUCAUCAUGGACCCUGUUUCCACUGCAUCAUCGGGUGUUGCAACAAAGCAUUUGGCACAAUCCGAAUCCUGCAUGAAAGAAACUGCGAGUUUAGAACUGAAUGCCACAGAGCUGUUUGACACAGACUGCGCCAUGCCAGUUUCACCAGUUUCAGCUUUGAUACCAGAUAACACUGCAUCCCCAGUAAGCAACUCUGCUCCAUCUGAGCCCAAUAGAGAUCCUUUGCCAAGUCCUGGCUCUUGUUCUAACCAUCCAUUGGAUGAAAAUAAAGAGGAGACCCUCCCACAAACCACUCAGCCUCGUAGUGCAUUAUCAGAAGCAGGGGAUACAGAAGAUCAUGUUGUAAAUAUAGACGGUGAAGAAGGUGAAGAAGAGGUGGAUGAGUGUGCUACAGACGAAGAGUCAUCCAGAUGUGGUUUACCAGUGAAGAACUACUGGAGUCGCCACUUUCUAGUAGAUCUGCUUGCGGUGGUUGUGCCAGUUGUGCCCACUGUGGCUUGGUUAUGUCGGGGGGCGUACCGCGGGGGUCAACCAAUGUACCAUAUUGGUUCUCUGCUGCGAGGUUGCUGCACCGUGGCCCUUCAUUCUCUACGACGAGGGGGAGGUCUUCGGCACUACCCUGCAGGAGGAGGGGGUCCAGGAGGUAUGAAUAUUUGAAACCUACACUUUGGGAACCACUGAAACAUUGUUCCUGUAUCAAAUGUGCAAUGUAAAGGCUGGUGAAACAAUCCAAGGAAUUGAAGCAGAACCAGUGGACGGAUGGAGGCUGGACACAGCACCUCAGUUUAGUAAUAAGUGCCGUAUCUAAGAGUUGUGGUUGUCUAUACACUUCUCAAGUUCGGAAAGAAGAGUGAAUGGGAAUGGGGACUCGGUAGCAUGUAUUUACAACUACAAAAUGCCCUAAAAGUUCAACACUGGAGCUUUCAGCUUUCCCCAGCAUUGCAACCCAGAGUAAUGAGACG
Molecule: messenger RNA, 2609 nt
Organism: Paramisgurnus dabryanus
Lineage: Eukaryota; Metazoa; Chordata; Actinopteri; Cypriniformes; Cobitidae
Gene: snphb
Product: syntaphilin b
Biological process (GO): neuron differentiation
Cellular component (GO): cytoplasmic microtubule; mitochondrion
Source: RefSeq, a predicted model, not a curated record